GAAGAGUACAGAAGGUGGAGGCGAACGAGGCUGAUAGAUAAGUCCAGACAACACCCUAAACCGGUUUAAAGUAUAGUCCGUUUAAUGUAUGUGUGUGAGAGAAUGCCACGGGCUGUGCAGAAUGUCCUAGGACCAAAAGUGCGGAGCAGUACAGAGCCAUGCUUGCGUCUUUGUUUGUUUUGCACGUUUCCAAGCGAUGAUAAAGCGAAAUCGGGUAGCGUUUGAGGAAGAAGCCCCUAGAGUUUGCUCGCUCAGGUCUGGAUGUAGCUGAUUGGAGUAGCAGCAGUCAGAGUGGGAGAUCACAGGGAGGAGGGGAGAAACUCUGAAGUGGCUUUUCUGCGUGUGUGUGUGUGUGUGAUUCUCAAGCGGCCAUGUUAACCAAGAAACCCUGCGCUACUGCUGCUGUCCACCCGACUGGCAAAGGGGGUGAGAUUUGCCAGCUCCAGUCUUCCCCAGGACUGGGCAUCGGGGGUCCCCGAGCUGGAGCCGGGACUGAAGCCACAUCACCCGUCACAUUACCACCACUCAGGAACAGCAACUCUCUCACGGCUGGAGGCAAUAAGCACACAAUGAAUGACCAUCUGCACGUCGGGAAUCACCAGCAGAUCCACGUUCAACAGCUGUUCGAGGAGAAUAGCAACAAACGGACAGUGCUGACUGCACAACCCAAUGGGUUGACACCGUUAGGUAGAGCAGGUCCGGCCAUGCCAGAGAAGCAGCAAGAAAGCCAGUGUCGUCAAGGCAGCUCAACUUCCAUUAAAUCAACUGAAAGCAAACCCAAGCCAGCACCUUUGACUCCUGAGCAGGCCAUGAAACAGUACAUGUCUAAGCUUUCAGUGUUUGAACACCAAGAGAUCUUCAGCUACCCUGAGAUCUAUUUUAUAGGUCCAAAUGCAAAGAAAAGACAAGGUGUAGUUGGGGGUUCAAACAAUGGCAGUUAUGAUGAUGAUCAGGGCUCCUACAUUCAUGUGCCCCAUGACCAUAUAGCAUAUAGGUAUGAGGUACUAAAGGUUAUUGGUAAAGGCAGUUUUGGCCAGGUGGUGAAGGCCUACGACCACAAGAACCACCAGCAAGUAGCCUUGAAAAUGGUACGGAAUGAAAAGCGAUUCCAUCGCCAAGCAGCUGAGGAAAUUCGCAUUCUGGAACACUUACGCAAACAGGAUAAGGACUCCACCAUGAAUGUCAUCCACAUGCUGGAGAACUUCACAUUCCGCAACCAUAUCUGCAUGACGUUUGAGUUGCUUAGCAUGAACCUUUAUGAACUUGUCAAGAAAAACAAGUUUCAGGGCUUUAGUUUGCCACUAGUGCGCAAGUUUGCACACUCCAUCUUGCAGUGUCUCGACUCCUUACACAAGAACAGAAUCAUUCAUUGCGACCUCAAGCCUGAGAAUAUCCUUUUGAAGCAGCAGGGGCGCAGUGGGAUAAAAGUGAUAGACUUUGGCUCCAGCUGCUACGAGCAUCAACGGGUCUACACUUACAUACAGUCACGCUUCUACAGGGCCCCAGAGGUCAUUCUGGGUGCCCGAUAUGGGAUGCCAAUUGAUAUGUGGAGCCUAGGUUGUAUCUUAGCGGAAUUACUUACAGGGUACCCUCUCUUGCCUGGAGAAGAUGAAGGGGACCAACUAGCAUGUGUCAUAGAGCUGCUGGGUAUGCCCUCCCAGAAGCUACUGGAUUCAUCAAAGAGAGCCAAAAAUUUUGUCAGUUCAAAGGGAUACCCCCGUUACUGCACAGUCACAACCUUACCUGAUGGCUCAGUGGUGUUGAAUGGGGGAAGGUCACGUAGGGGCAAGCUCAGAGGUCCACCAAGCAGCAGAGACUGGGUGACAGCACUUAAGGGCUGUGACGACCCCCUCUUCUUGGACUUUCUCAAACAGUGUCUAGAGUGGGACCCGUCCUUGCGCAUGACCCCUAGUCAGGCCCUUCGCCACCCAUGGCUCAGAAGACGCUUGCCAAAACCUCCCACUGGGGAGAAAACCACCAUAAAGCGGAUCACUGAGGGUACUGGUGCUAUAACUUCAACCUCCAAAUUACCUCCCCCUUCUGGCUCAGCCACAAAAUUAAGGACUAACCUGGCACAAAUGACUGAUGCCAAUGGGAAUAUACAGCAAAGGACAGUGUUGCCAAAAUUAGUUAGCUGAACACUAAUUUCUUUUUUUCUGUGAAAUUCUUAUAUUGGAAAUUGUGCAAAAUUGAGCAUUCAGAAGUGUGGCACUUUUUUAGAAAUAAGAGUCCUUAGCAUAUCCACAAUUUAUGAACUGCUUUGUAGCACCUUUAGUUGGAUUUUUUUUUCUAGGAAAGUUCAAAUGGCCAAGAAAGGGGGAACAACACUUUUAAGUUUUUAUCUCUGGGCUGGUUGAAUCCUGCUUUGAAGGAACAUUCAUACAAUAUGGUCUACAAUAACUAAAAGUCCCACUUGGUUUAAUAACUAAAUCUUGUAGCAUAAAAAGUAAAUGGCCUCACCACAAUGAAGUAAUGAUAGAAUACAUUGUUUUGUGUGCUUCUGAAAUUUUAAUCACCACCCUCAGAUCCUGUCAGAUAAAUAGUGCGUUAAUGGGUGAGGAUUAAAAAUGCAUUUGACUAAAAGCUAUGUGAUCUGAGGCUUGUUGCAUUUCCCAGCAUCAUUCUUGUCAAUAUCAAGAAUACAGAACACACCAUGGUAAGAGAAUACGGUCAUAAUGGAAAGUGGAUGUUGCAGACUGUUAUGAGAUAGCAGAAAUGUUUACAUGAUAGAUUUGUGAUAGUUUGUGCCUAAGAAUCUCUCGACAUUCCUUAAAUAAAUUAUGAGUAAAAGAGAGGGUGUCUAGAGUGGUCUACAUUACUGUAGAUUCAUGGCAAAUGUAAAGGAAUUGAUGUGGUUUGGAACAGUAAAGUUCUCAGUAGGACUUGACAGGUGUACGUUAAUGUUAUUAUAAGCUAUUCACUGGAAGAGUUGCUUUUGAACAAGUACUGAAAAAAAUGGUGCUUUACUUUUUUUAUUUAUUAUUUUUUUAUAGCUUGAUCCAUAAUGCUCAUGGAUCAUGGAUCAAAACAGUGUUGUGUAAUCACAAUGAGCAAAGAC
Molecule: messenger RNA, 3058 nt
Organism: Carassius auratus (goldfish)
Lineage: Eukaryota; Metazoa; Chordata; Actinopteri; Cypriniformes; Cyprinidae
Product: dual specificity tyrosine-phosphorylation-regulated kinase 2-like
Exons: 3
Coding region: 372-2138 (588 amino acids)
Biological process (GO): peptidyl-threonine phosphorylation; peptidyl-serine phosphorylation
Cellular component (GO): cytoskeleton; nucleus; cytoplasm
Molecular function (GO): protein serine/threonine/tyrosine kinase activity; ATP binding; protein serine/threonine kinase activity
Source: RefSeq, a predicted model, not a curated record